UGCAACCUAAUGAGCAACUAUUUGACAUUUUCUCUGCUAUUUCAUAAUUACCUUUGCAGUCUGGCAACCGCGCGAGCUUCAGGUACACGUGCAACCACACGAAUUUACUCCUCGUGAGCGUCAACGCGUUGUUUCCACGCUAAAUGUAAAGACAACAGUGAGUUUUGCUUAUAGGACACUCACUUGUGUUCAAAAAUAAGUUUAAAGGGGAGGUGGUAUGGCUUGUAAAUCGGAAAAAGGAGACCUGCAUCUUUGUUUACACGGUGAAAUCUGCAGCAGAGUACCAACAUGGAUUAUUAGGAGCGGAUCUACCACGAACAGAAGCUGAAUAAGGAGCAUCUUCCACAUUAUCAAAGUAUACUGAAGUCCAGCAAACAGAAGCUCCAUACUGGGUAAUAUGCCUGAUGUGUGUCUGCUGCUCUUGGAGGAAGUUGCCGUGUUAUACGGGUGGAGGAUGAGGUCGUCUCUAGUGGUGUCUGGGGGAGAGAAGGGUCUGCGGGCACGACUGGGACGAAUGAGGCAUCUGCUGUGUCAGACUGGGCAUCAUGUGGAUGUGCAGAUGGACGAGGAGCCCGGCGUUUGGCUCAGGAGCUUCCAUCUGCUGGACCUUGAGGAACGCAGUGAGGACCCAGUGCAGGAGUGGGGAGAGGAGGUGGAAGACGGGGCCGUCUAUGGGGUCACUCUUCACCGAGAACCCAUCCAACCCCCACCUGAUGCCGCUGAGAACGAUUCCGCCUUUGGCUUCAUGCAGUACCGCACACUGAAGGUCCGCAGGCUUAAAGCAGCCACUCUGGAGCGUCUCGUCACAGAAUUGGUGAACCCGGAGUGCCCUGACCCAGAUUACACGCAAAUCUUCCUCUCCACCUACAGAGCCUUUACCAGCACAAAUGCUCUCAUAGAACUCCUGUUUCAAAGAGAGGACAUGAUCACCAAUCUGGACAACAGUGUCUGUAUCAGGAGUUCUCUGCCCUGUCUGAUCCGGCUGUGGUUAGACGAUUAUCACGAGGACCUUCGGGACUCUCCGGAUCACCAGGCUCUCCAGCUGCUCUGUGUUCAUCUGCGUCAUCGCCUUUGUUUCAGACGCCUGGUUCAUCAAGCCGAUGCUCUUCUCAGAAAAUUUCAGACUGAAGACAAGCACAUGGGUAGAUCAGCAGAAGCCAGUGCUGCUGGUGUAGAGAGUCCAGCAACUGAAGACACCAUGGACAGACAGGACAUAGAAGAGUUGGGGGAUGUACUGGCCUUCCCCGCACAAGACAUAGCUGAGCAGCUCACGCUAUUAGACGCUGAACUCUUUGUCAAAGUGGUUCCGUUUCACUGCCUUGGCUGCAUUUGGUCUCAAAGGGACAAGAAAGAGAACCGGAAUCUAGCGCCCACGGUCCGUGCAACCAUUGCCCAGUUUAAUGCCGUCACUAACUGCGUUAUCACCUCUCUGCUGUGCCCUUCUGCAACCUCCCCUUCCGGCUCACCAUCCUGCCCUCGUAGCAGCCCUACACACAGGGCAAAGAUUAUUGAGAAGUGGAUCUCUGUGGCUCAGGAGUGCCGGCAGUUGAGAAACUUCUCCUCUCUAAGAGCCAUCUUAUCUGCUCUUCAGUCCAAUGCUAUCUACCGGCUAAAGAAAACCUGGGCAGCAGUCAGCAGGGAGAGUAUGACUGCUUUUGAUCAGCUGUGCGACACCUGUUCUGAUGAGAACUGUGUGCUGAUCAAUCGAGAGAUCCUUGUAGAGGAAGGAAACCAGUCAGCAGAGGUAGACACUCACUCUGCACCAAAGUCUCCCAGACUUAGUCCUACUUCUAAGCACUCGAACCCCUCCAAUGGUGAGGUGCCGUACUUGGGCACUUAUCUGACAGUUCUCACCAUGUUGGACACAGCACUAAGUGAUAAUGUACAGGGAGGUCUCAUCAACUUUGAGAAGCGUAGAAAAGAGUUUGAGAUCCUGUCUCAGAUCAGACAGCUGCAGGCAUCAUGUGCUCAGUACACUCUACAAUCACAUCCUCACAUCAUUUCCUGGAUCAACAGCAGCAUGCCCCUUUCCGACCAGAAGAGUUAUGAGUUGUCAAGAGAGUUGGAGCCACCAGUUGACCCCUGUCCAGGCUCUCCCAAUCCCUGGAGCCACCGGCUCAUCACUAAGAAACUGACCUCAUUGCUGUCUGGCAGUGAGAACUUCUCAAAGAAAACUCUUGCUGAUCAGAUCAGUGUAUCAUCCUCUGGCUCCAGUGGCUCAGAGAUGGAAGACCUCAGCAGCCCCAACCUGUCACCCCUUGGAUACAAAUCACCGUCAGUAUCCUGUCAGGACAUCUCAGUAGACACACCCACCAUCACUCUGACUCCGCCCACCUCCUUUCGAAGAUCCCUCCAGGGAGAUCUGUCUGACAGCCCCUCCCCUACUUCAUCUGCAACAUCUUCAUCAUCUUCGUCAUCCUCUCCUUCUCUCCAGCUGCAUGCUUCCCUUCACCCAAUGUACAACAAGCAAGUUGCCGAUACUUGUAUUAUCAGAGUCAGCGUGGAAUUUGGCAAUGGAAACGUUUAUAAAAGUAUUUUGAUAACCAGUCAGGACAAGACAGCUCAGGUGAUUCAGAGAGCUCUGGAGAAACACAACUUGGAGGAGAUGAACUGCCAGGAUUUUAGUCUCACACAAGUGCUUUCAAAUGACAAAGAGUUGCUGAUCCCAGACAAAGCCAACGUGUUCUAUGCCAUGUGCACCACUGCCAACUAUGACUUUGUGCUUCGUCAGCUUUACAAAAACGUCAGCAGGGCUCCUGGUUCAUCCUGGAGUCCAGGAGCAGUACAGAGGGGACGCAAGUAACGUGAAUGACAACCCACGACGUGGUGGAAUAAUACAUGAAAAUGUGAACAGUGAACAGAGACUAUGUAACCACAUGGACUACAGUGGUGACUUUGCAUAGAAUAAAUGGUCUGUUAGCAAACAAAGAGCUGAUGUGGAGAACCGGUGACUACUGGAUGUCGAAGCUCGGAUACAUUUAAAAACAGACUGUGGAUGCAGAAUUGAGCACUCUGGAGUCACAAGUUAUGAUAACAUCUCACUCAAUAAUGUGUCAUUUACUAACAACUGUAGCAUUCUACAGCAGCUACAACAGCUCUAACCAGUUAACACUGAAGGAAGAAAGGAUCAGAUGAUCCGACCCAGGGAAGUUGCAAUAAAUAGCCACAUCUACUGCCAGUUUAUUCAGUGGAUUUUGCUUUGAAAUGGGAGGUCACACAGGUGAUGAACAUCUGUAUGUAGGUGGAUCAGCACAUUUGUUUUAAAUAUGACCUACAAAUACAAGCUUUUUAUGUAGCUAAUAUUCAGGUUAAAACUGAAUAUAAAGUUAUAUUAAGUGACAAUGUUGAGAUAAUAUAUUUUAAUAUAUUUUAACAUAAUUUUAAUAAAGAUCACAUUAUUUUAAUUGCAAUAUUUAAAUGUUUUGAUGCAUUUCAGUUUUAGAGUAUUUAACUUUUAUAUGUGCACAUUAAUCUCUUUUUGUUUGCUUUCCUUUCUGCACUUGCUUUUAAUUUUUACCUGUUUUUAUGUGUGAUUAUCUCAAACCCAUAAGCUGUUUCUCUUCUAAAACUUUAUUUUGUAACUUUAUGUAAAACUUGUAACGAUGGAAGUUGUUUAUUGAUUUGUGGAAUUUGUGCCUAAUCUUUGUCCUAAUGAAGGAUUCUCACACUUCAUAAUCACUUGCUAGAAAUACUUUUUUUUUUUUUUUUAAGUUGUUUUUCUAGUAGAAUCAAAUGAAGUUACUUGUCCAUAUUGGAUAUCUUGUGACUUUCUGAGCAAAUGCAUUUUGGAGAACUGAAGAGCACUGGGUGCACUAGGUGAAUCUCAUUGACUUUGUAUGUGUUUUGUGAAAGUUAAAGUAAGUUAGUUGCUGAAGUCUGUGAAAAGUAAGUGAUUGGUCUGUGUGGAAUAGUUUGCUGCUAUAUAAUGGUGGAGCUGUUGUGUUUCUUGGAAACUAUAAUAAGUGUUUUUUUGCCAAAUGGAAGGGGGCCUUAUUCAGCAUUAAAACACACAUUUGCUGUUUGAGCAGAAAGCCACAACUCCUGACUGAAAUGUGUAUUCGUCUUUGUCUAUGUAUAAUUAAAACAUUAAUUUGGCAACUUA
Megalobrama amblycephala (Wuchang bream) is the source of this 4102-nucleotide messenger RNA. RefSeq names its product ral guanine nucleotide dissociation stimulator-like 3a (gene rgl3a). Gene Ontology annotation, biological process: Ras protein signal transduction; positive regulation of GTPase activity. The transcript is spliced from 19 exons. The record is from RefSeq and is a predicted model, not a curated record. Bases 398 to 2803 code for a protein of 801 amino acids. Gene Ontology annotation, molecular function: guanyl-nucleotide exchange factor activity. NCBI's taxonomy places the organism in Eukaryota, Metazoa, Chordata, Actinopteri, Cypriniformes, Xenocyprididae. Gene Ontology annotation, cellular component: plasma membrane.